UUUUACUACCAGAAAUCCCUCUCUCUCUUUUCUCUGUGCGCGUUUCUUCUUUCUCUCUGUGUGGAAUGAGAAUAACACAGACGAAACUGUGAGAGGCUCUCCUUUAUCGUACGAUUCCUUUUCCACUAUGUCUCGCUCUUGCUCGCAGUGUGGCAACAACGGCCAUAACUCGCGAACAUGCAUCCACGGCGGCAGCGGCGGCGGCGAUUCGUCGAAGGAGAACGGGAUUAUGCUGUUUGGCGUGCGACUUACUCAAGGGAACUCGUUCAGGAAGAGCGCUAGUAUGACGAAUCUGUCGCAGUUUGAGGCUCAGCCUCAGGAUUCCAACGCCGUCGAUGCUGGUUACGCUUCCGAUGACGUCGUUCACGCCUCUGGACGGACUCGUGAGCGUAAGAGAGGUGUUCCCUGGACGGAGGAAGAGCAUAGGUUAUUCCUAUUGGGAUUACAGAAAGUCGGAAAAGGAGAUUGGAGAGGGAUUUCUAAGAACUUCGUCAAAACUCGGACGCCGACUCAGGUGGCUAGUCAUGCUCAGAAGUACUUCCUUCGUCGCCACAACCAGAAUCGGAGACGCCGCAGAUCUAGUCUCUUUGACAUCACCACCGAUACGGUGAUGGAAUCCUCUUUAAUGGAAGAAGAACAAGUUCACCAAGAAGCGGCGAUCCCGCCCACACAUCCACAGUUAUAUUACGGAGGCUUUCCCAGUUCAACUUUUCCGACGAAGGUGAUGGCGGGAGAGAGACCAGCAAAACCUAUUAGGCCGAUACCAGUCCCUCCAUCAUCGAAAAUGGCCACUCUAAAUUUGAAAGAGAAAGCUCCAAUAGACCCCCUACCAUUAUCUCUGAAGCUGCCAACGUCGCCGUCAACAUCAAAUGAGCAGUCACCGGCAAGCAGCCAAUCGUCGCCGUCAACAGAUUUUCAGGCUAUGUCUGGCAACUUCAGCGGCGGUGGAGAUAGCAUAAUCAGCGUGGCUUGAAAGAAGGGGAAUAUAAUACUGACGAAUGAAGCAGUAGACAUGGGUAAUUAAGGGAAUUUGCACAAGGGUAAAGAUGGGAAUGCAAGGAAAAAAGAAGGAGAAGGAUUAGAUAUAUUAGUUGGAAAAGUGUUAGGUGUUUAGGUUAAUUUAGGUGAUUAGGCAAUUAAUAUUUGCGAUUUGUACAGGUUAGAGAGAGAGAGAGAUGAUGAUGAUGAAGAAGAAGAUGGUUUGUCAUAUUCAGUAUUGGGUACUGGGGGGAAUUUUUUGAUGCCUUAGGUUUGUCCAUUUUGCUUUUAAAGCUGGGAGAUGAAGAUGGACGGGACGCAAGGUACUCUAUUUCUAUGGCUAUUGCAUAUUUGGUCGGUGUAUUUAUUCCUCUUAUGGAGGAUUUGAGUAAUAUUUAUGUAAUGACCUAAUCUAUUCUUAGUGUCUUACCUAUGUAGUAUUAUUUGUUA
Molecule: messenger RNA, 1428 nt
Organism: Neltuma alba
Lineage: Eukaryota; Viridiplantae; Streptophyta; Magnoliopsida; Fabales; Fabaceae
Product: transcription factor MYB1R1
Exons: 3
Coding region: 128-973 (281 amino acids)
Biological process (GO): response to gibberellin; response to ethylene
Molecular function (GO): zinc ion binding; DNA binding
Source: RefSeq, a predicted model, not a curated record